GUUGACUCAACCUUUGGAUGCUCUGCUGCUUAUGUAAGAUUCUCCCCACUGAGCUUUUUUCUUUUUCUUUCUUCCAGCUGCAGUCGGUACCCCUUGAUCUCGAGGGCAAAGAGCCAAGGAUGAGUUGCCCUGGGGGGGCCCACACAGCCGCCGCCUUCCGCCCUCCGCCGGCCUGGCGGGGCUCCCUCGACUGACGCACGCACCCGACCGCCGGGCGGCUGCUGCUGUUGUUGUUUACGUUGCCACCGCUGCCCAUGCGCUCCCUGGUUAGAGAAGAGGAGGAGGAGCCUCUUGCCGGCUGCCAAAGCAUCAUCAUCACCCUUUCCGCCGGCUGCUCCCCGGCCUGGAAUCUCUCCUGCACAUGGCCCUAGCGCAAGGCAGCCUCUGGCCGCGGUGGCAGAGAAACGCCUCGGCCAGCGGGCCCGACAGGGAAGCAGAAGAGAGCCCCAGCAGUGGUAUGUUAAGCAGCAACGGUUGCCCAGAACGGGAUGGAUCCAGGCCUCCGUGGAUGCUGAGAGAGAGAGAGAGAGAGACGCUGAGAUUCUAGCGGCUUUCCCGGCGGCAGGCCCGGCUUUGAUUCCCCCCUCCUCCAGAUUCCCUGGGUGAAAGCCUCAAAGAGAAUUUUUAGUAUUGUUAUUUAUUUUGGCCAGGCCAGGCUGGUCCCGCUGGAAACCUGAUCGCAGUGACUCACCGGGAGGGGCGUUUGGAAAAAGGAUGACAGGAGGAGACACGGAGCAGCAGCGGGGCUGAGAUGCCUCUCCCGGCGGCCAGAAGAGAGAGAGAGUGUGUGUGAAGGACGGCGUAUGUUCUUGGUGGAGGCUCGGCUAGGAGGAACUCUUCCGGACUGAACUCUUCCCCACCGUUGGCAUCUCCGGACCCGCGGCUGUUUUGCGCAGAGACUGGGUUCUGCCCCAGCCGGCCUGCCCGUCCCCGAUGUGCCUGCCCUCUCCGAGGAGAAAUGACAGAGGGAUGAACUCUGCUGAUGGUGCGUGGCCCCUCUCUCCCUGGAAACCGGAUCCGGGCCCCAGCGGGGGGCUGAGGCGCUUCGCCCCGUCUCUGCCGCCUUGGCCUCUGGUGGCCACCGUCGCCGUCUGGCUGGUCACGGGCACCACCAUGUCCAGCCUGAACAAGUGGAUCUUCGCCAUCCACAACUUCCGCUACCCGGUGCUGCUCUCCUCCCUCCACAUGCUGACGGCGGUGCUGGUGGGCCACCCCUUGGCCAGACUCUGGGCCGGCGAGGACGCCAACCCCGCCGUCCGCCCCGAAGCCAAAGUCCGGGUGUUCCUGCUGAGCGUCACCUUCUGCGCCAGCGUGGCUUUCGGGAACAUGGGACUCAACUACGUCCAACUGGAUUUUGCCCAGAUGGUGUACACCACCACCCCGCUUUUCACCCUGACGCUCUCCAAGGUCCUGCUGGGGAAGCGCCACCACCCCUUGCAGUACGCGGCCAUGGGGCCCAUCUGCUUGGGGGCUUCCUUGAGCAUCGUUGGGGAGGUGCAUUUCGAUCACGCCGGCUGCUGCUUCCUCUUUGCGGCCACUUUCCUCCGCGGGCUGAAGUCCAUCCAGCAAAGCACCUUGCUGCAAGACGAGCGUCUGGAUUCCCUGCGCCUGCUGUGCCUCACCUCGUUGCCCAGCUUCUGCAUCCUUUUCGGGGCGGCCCUGGUGCUGGAAGUGGUUCCAGCUUGGGACGGCACCCUGGCCUACGGGGGCGGCCUCUGGGGCUGCCUCCUGCUGAGCUGCCUCGGCUCGGUGCUCUACAACCUGGCCAGCUUCUCGGUGAUUUCGCUGACCUCGGCCCUCACCAUCCACGUCCUCGGCAACUUCAACGUCGUGGGGAACCUCUUCCUUUCUCACUUGCUUUUCGGGAGCCGCCUGACCCUGCUCGGCUACGCGGGCGUAGCGCUCACCCUCUCCGGGGUCUUCAUGUACCAUCACUGUGAGCGCAUCGCAGCCUGUUGGCGGGCGCGCUGGGCGAGCCAGGAGAAAGACGAGUGAGGCGGGAUUCUGUUGACCCCAGGAGGUGGCCGGCGUGUUCACCGCCCUGCAAGGAUGGCCAUCUGUCAAAGGGUGAGGCUUCCAGGACUGGGAGAGAGAGAGGGGGGACCGGGGAUACCAUGGCAGGUGGGCAGAAGAAUCUUGGGAAACCUCACUUCUCUGAAUCGUAGUCCUCACGUAGCCCCAGAACAUCCUGCGCGUGGGCCAACAGCGACCGAAGAACGUAACUCCGUUCCAUGGAUUUCUAGCUUUCUGAAGGCCAAGUCAUCUUUUUCCUUGCACAGACCAGGCUGGGGAGAAAGCCGUGCAUUUGAAUUUUGGAACACAUUUGGGGAAAAAAAGAGGAGAAAAAACACCGCCAGCAGAAAAUAAGCCUGUGAGAGGCAGGCUUCUGGAGUCACCCACUGUGCAUGUCUUCUAGAGGAAGGGAGGUGUCUUCCUCACCUUCAGCACUGUGGCUCAAACAUGCUGCCUCUGGGGAGAUGGAGCAGACGUGGCAGGAGAAUAAAAC
This is a messenger RNA of Pogona vitticeps (central bearded dragon), 2506 nucleotides long. Lineage: Eukaryota; Metazoa; Chordata; Lepidosauria; Squamata; Agamidae. The record is from RefSeq and is a predicted model, not a curated record.